CCGGCGCAGUGAGGAUCCGGGUGACGGCGCAACGCGGCGUGGCCUAGGGAGCGACCAACGAAUCGACGAAGGGGGGAACGGAAACUAGCUACGGAGACACGCGGUGCAGAGACGCAGCAAUUCGCCGCGAACACAGCGCGGUGACUGUCAAACGUUUCGCUGUACAUAGCGUCAAAUGUAAAUCGUUUUCUGUACUCUCGAAGUGGAACGCUCGAUCGCCGAUACGGUGCGUCACGAUCACGAUACGCGUAUCGCGGGCUCGUCCAGAGUCCGAGUCACGAUCGUCCGUGCAUCAGCCGGCGGAAGAUUCGCCGCCAGACACUACACGUCGACGACACGUUUCGAACCUGUUCGUCGAUCCGUUUCAUUUCGUUUUUCUCGAUUCGCGCGGUAGCAAUCUGUACGACGCCCACGGUACGGCGCAGCGCGGAGGAGGGUACAGGAGCCUCGAAAAGUGAACCGACAGAGGGAGAGUUUGACUCGGAAACGUGACGUUAGAAUGCCGCAGAGUCGUUCCGUCGAUGGUUGCAGCGCGACUCUUGCACCGCAUUCGUUCCAGACGUUUUGACGAUGUACUCGCGAAGAAACGUAGCCAGCGACGAGAAUGGCUCACGAAAAUGUGUGUUUUGCGUUUCAGAAGCAAGUUAUCGUCUCUAAAUAAGAAGACACCGGGGAACGAAGGGGAACUAGCUGAUAGCGCGUUCGCGCGUCUAUCGGGAAUCGCGCGAACACGUAAGUGACAAGAACGAAGGCUGACCAUUCCACGAAUAGAAGAUGACGCGACGCGCUGGCCACGGCUGACGGAGCAUCGCAUCGAGGCAAUGAAAUCGUCGUCCCACCGUCUUGUGGUUUGGCAAAAUAGAAACGAUUGCGUUCGGGUAUCGGGAUCGAGUUUCGAUCGCACUUGGACUUGGUCUUGGACUUUGAAUCCUACUUGAGAGAUCGAGCUCGAGGCCAACGGCGACCAGGCGUCUGGAAACGAUGCGGACAGAGGAGACGACGAUACGCGACCUUUGAUCGAACUUGGGUCCUAGGAAAGGAGAAGAUCGAAGUAAAUCGGUGAACGCGCGGUCGAUGAGCCGCGAGAACCGGCGGGAUGACGACGGAUGGCUGUUGAUCGGUAUGCUCCGCGCGAGGCGAGAUCGUUGAGAGACGACGCGGACGGUCGCGAGGCAGAAUCGAGACGAAGCAGUGCCGUAGUCCUGGGGGCCCAGGGUAUACGCACGGCGUAUUAAUAGCUCGUAAUAAGGCGGUAGUGGGGCGCUGUCCGCUCGCGGGUGAAAAUAGAAAAGAAUGUUUUUGGAAUCCAAUUGGACUUGGUUGGUCGAACGAUGGGGCAAUAUGGCCGACUUGGCCGAGCGGGUGGACGAUCUGAUAUGCAGUUUCGACUCGACUGGUGACACGACCAUGGAUACGUUAUCGAUGCUAAUAUUCGGUUGGAUGUUGUUCGGGCUGGUGGUGCUGUGCGUCGGUAAAUACGUUUACAAUCGGUUCGUUUUGAACGAGGUUACCUCUGCUACGAUAAUUGCCGCCAAGGACGGCCAUAUCGUUCACGGCGAUAAUAUCGGUGUCGGUGCUGGUGGUGUUGUCGGUAGUGGCGGUGGCGCGGGUGCUGGAGGCGGCGGUGCUGUCGGAAGCAAGUCAAUUCCCGUUGGAAAGCAAAAGAGUGUCGGUUCGGGUGGCUCGACGACCGCCGGAAAGACUUCCGUUGGAUCGAGCGGGGCAGGUGGUGGCGGCGGUGGCGCCGGUUCCGGUGCUACCGGUAGCGGUGGCUUCGCUACGUCCGCCGGGAUCGGUUCCACGGCCUACGUCCCGCCCACUCCACCUGUUCGUAAACGGCUCACCGCCAGGAAAACCUCCGGGGUUCUGAUCAGCCCCGCGAGGAGUUCCAGAAGCCUGCAUUUGCCGACCGCGACGGGCGCCGAUCCCGACGCGGUGCGCUGGGUCAACGAGGUCAUCGUCUGGCUUUACUCGGACCCGGCGAUCCUGGACGAACUAUUGGCGGUUUGGGUCGCCUCCCUCAACCAGUUCACCAACAACUCUGUCGACGAGCAUGGAGUUGGAGUCGAGUUUGUUCGCGUUCUUCCUGAAACGUAUCCACCGAAUCUCUCUAAUAUCUUUUGCGAAUGCGAUUCCAAAGACGAUGUGGCGAUCACCUGCGAUUGCGAGGCGACUCCGGCGUUGCAGCUGAAGGCGUUUCGUCGGAAAGGCGAUAAACUGGACGUUAGGCACUAUCGUGUAAACGUGAAUCGUUUUCGCGCGCGAUUAAACGUAAUUUGCAUCACAGAGAAACUUCUCCUAGAUUUAAAAUGCGACGGCUGGCCGGAGGUGAAAGUUUCGUUGGCCCCCGUAGGCACUAUAAAGAAAGAUCUGGACGAGAGCCAGUUGCAGGAAGUCGUAACGGAAAUUGUGGUAGGCGCAUUAAGGGGGACCAAUGUUCAUUUGAAUCUGUUUCAAUAUCCGAGCUGUCCGCGCCUAUGGAGAGAACAGACAUCGAAUCAAUCCGGCUUCUCGUUGCCGGUGCAUUACGACAGCAUGAGCACGUCCAGCGGUUCUACUCAACCUCAACGUCAACCGACCCGGACCCAGAGUCCAACGCAGAAUCAAUACGUGGCCGGUGACAAACGGUUGCUCGUGAAAGUGGUCAGGGCGACGGAACUCGGCGGAGAGAAAGGCGCCACGGAACCGUAUUGCGUGGUCGAACUGGACGAACCGCCUCAAAAGAAUCAAACCUCCGUGAAAAAGGAUACGCGAAAUCCGUUAUGGGACGAAGCGUUCUUAUUCGACGUGAGUCGGAACACGACGGAAGUGUUGCUGGAGGUUUACGAUCGCGCGAACAAGUCUCAACGAUUUCUGGGUCUGGGCAUCGUGGGCGUCGACGAGCUUCUAGCGAAUCCCAGCCAAAGGCAGAUUAUACCGUUGCAAUGUAGGCCCUACGAGGAGGAUGACAUCACCGGCACCCUAACGGUCGAGUUUCUGUUCAUCGAGGGUGCAGAGGUGCCUCAAAUUGGGAACAAACCUUACAAGGUGAAGGAGACGAUAAAGCCGGUGUCACCGACUCCUCGUACCUACAAUACGACAAAUGUCAUCAGCGACAAUAGUCUAAAUUACAACAAUGGUAACAGCACACUUAUCUUGUACGACUCUACCGUUCUAUCCGAUGGGGACUACCUGACGAACGGCAACGUAGUCGACUCGCCCUACAGAACUGGCCACACCAACGGAAACAAGGGGACCCUGAUCGUGCACAGUCAACAAAGGCAAUCCGAGCGGCAAGUGGUCAAGGUCGCCUUGACGGAAUACGGGAACUGGCAAGAAAUAUCCCCGGAGCAUGGACCCAAAGAUAGUAGCGUGACGUCAGGACCAGAAAGUACACCGAAUUCGUCCAAUUCCGAAGACAGAGGAAGAACGCGAAGAAAACGGCGAGACUUCUUCGGCACGAUAAGAAAGCGAUUGAGUCGGUCUAAAACGAGGAGCAGAUCCGUGGGACCGGAAGGCGACACGAAUCACGAGGACGCUCACUCCAGAUCCAUAUCCGCGGACAGAGCGCGCGAUCCCGGUUCCGCCCGUUUAUCGAUACCAGGAAGGGAAGAGCAGUCGAGGCGUUCCAGUUUGAGCGAGGCGUCCGGAAUAAGCGGAGCGUCGACCAGAACCUACGUAAACGAGGCUUCCACAUUGGUUCUUGAGACUCUCGAGAACGGCAUUAAAAAACAUUAUCUGGUACCGCUGUCGCUGGCGCAGAAAAACAAAUGGAGGAAAAAAGGCACAAAGCUUCACAUAUUCAACGAUCAUACCUUUAUAGCAAAACACAUGGCUGGCGGGACCGUGUGCGAAGUAUGCAAACGAACGCUCGCGAGAAGAUUGGGCAAACAGGGCUACGAGUGUAGGGACUGUCAAAUGAAGUGUCACAAACACUGUCACGUUAAAGUAGAUACGACAUGUCCCACGUCUACUAUUCAGAGCAUCGAACUGUCUCUACUGCCAGUGCUCAGUGAAUAGGAUGGCACUUACAUAAAGAUUCCACGGCCCGAGCGAAAAUCGUCCACCAGUCUCUGCUGACCAAGUCUUGGACGACAGAUCUUGAACGAACAAGCGCUUUUCACCCUGUCCACCAUCGUUUACUAAAAGCGAAUCAUUUUUCUCCCCCCUUCAUCGAGUUGUCGUUCGAAUCGCUUCGUUCGUACUUGUUCACAAUUUACGAGGCAUAUCGCGUUGCACUUUAUGCAAUUAUAGGCAAUCGUACGCGACACAAGCUGCAAGCUUUCCACGGCAAUCAUAAACGAUUAGCUUUCGAGGCAUGAAGCGCUUUCGAACGCGAUAGCAUCGUCGCGCGCGUUAUCUACUUGUCUUUACUACGCUUCUUAACCGAUACAAACGAAUGCGAAUUACGAACGAAAAAAAUAUUAAACGAUACACGACACGAUACGAAAACGAAAUGAAACUGAAACGAACAGAAUGGAAGAAAAUCGUACCGUUUAUCUCGACGUAACUGUUCUCGAGAAGCGAAAUUGUUCUUCAUCAGGAAAAUGGCGAAAAAUCGUGUUUCUAUAUGCAUACGUUUCGUCUCGGAAAAAAAAUAAAAUGAAAUUGACGAGUAAUCGUAAUAUUCGUCCCGUUUCUACAUCCGUUCUUAGUUUACGCAUUCUCGUUCGAAUUUUCAUGUUUUUUUACGCUUCAACGAACCGUAUCCUUCAUCGAAACGUCCGAUUUUCUACCGAUUCCCCGUUUUACGCUCUAACAUCGUAUCUCGCGUCCCUCUUUUCCCAAUUUCAUUAGUUUCUCUCGGUUGUUCACGCCGGGAUGUACCACUGGUGGUACACCGAGCAACCAUCCUAUCGAGCGGCGUGCGUCACCGAUGGUACAUGAUCGUUCACCAACGGUGCAAACGGACCACUUUUAUCUGUCCUUUUGUUAAUAAAAUUAGACAAGGUUUGCAAGUGGAUCUAGGCAGUUGCUUGAAUCCGAAUAGUUACUCUAAAUAAAAUUUAUUACCGUUGUCAACAAAUUUAUUUGAUACGUUACGUUGAAAGAAAGUCAUUUAUUUUUCAGAAUUUCUUUAAUGGGUUUCUUUUUUUAGCGGCACUCGUUUUUCGUUUCUCACCAAGCCUAAAAUGUUCUUCUACGAGAUGUUUCUUUUUUGUUUUGUUUUACGUUUACGAAAGAAAUACACUGGGUUGGACAAACGGCGACGCCCGGUGGAAGAAAGUACAAAUAAUUCACUUUGUCGUGAACGGGUUGGACGCGACAGAAUUUUGGGAAAAGUUGCACGAUCGGGGAAAGCGACGCGGGAAACUGAGUAUGUAAUCGAAAAAUGUCGACGAUAGUGCCUCUAGACGCGAAAGCUUGUAAUUUUCGUAAUAUCGUACGUUUAUUCUGUGGAUGGAAUAAUACUUUCAAUUGAUAUUAUCGACUGUUAUGGGAUGACGUAUCGACUGUAUCGAAAUGGAAUGCUUAUACGCGCACAUUCGUGUCUACGUACACCGUGUAUAGAAAGUCGGCUGAUAAUAUUAUUAUGAUUGUGAUUAUUAUUAUUGUUAUUAUUGUUAUUAUUAUUAUUGAGGUAGGAAAGGAACGGCGGAAUGUUUGUGAAGCAGGAGCUAGGGAAAUGCGAACAAUAAUGAUAAUGAUAGUAAUAUUGUGUUAUGUUAAGAAAAAUAAUAUAUUACAGUAUGAUUCUA
Messenger RNA from Colletes gigas, 5678 nucleotides. RefSeq lists its product as uncharacterized. The record is from RefSeq and is a predicted model, not a curated record. The coding region runs from base 1294 to 3999 and encodes 901 amino acids. The transcript is spliced from 18 exons. NCBI's taxonomy places the organism in Eukaryota, Metazoa, Arthropoda, Insecta, Hymenoptera, Colletidae.